AUGACGCUGUCUACCCAAGAAAUCAUCUUGGAAUAUGUCUGUCCCGGACUGGGAGUCAUCAUUGGGAAUGUCAUGUAUGCCGCUCCCCUCCGCGAUUUGAAGGCUGCCGUGGACAAAGGGGAUCUGGGUCAUUUGAACCCAACUCCUUGGGGAUUCAUGUUUGGAAAUUGCGUUGGAUGGGUUUUGUACAGCACGUUACUUCAGAAUGUUUUUGUCUUUGCUGGCAAUGCCCCUGGAUUACUCGUGAGCAUCUAUCUGAAUUUGGGUGCCAUCAAGCUUUUGUAUCAAGAGCAUCAUGCCAAAGAAAAUCGUGACGCCACGAUUGCCUUUUUGGACAAGGAGCAACCUCGUGGUGGCGGCGGCGGCGAAAUGAUUGCAAACAGGCGAGACGGCUCCUUGGAUGACACCGCCGAGUCCACAGGAGAAAAUUGGGGGACCGUUCUUCUCAAAGUAUCGUCACAGUCGACUCCUGCACCUAGCCGGCAUGACAAUAUUAUGAUGUUCAUGUGUACCUUGUGGGUUAUCCUCGGAACCAUUCUAGCCUUUGCGAAUUCUAUGGACUUGGACUCGAAGGUCUUUAUGGUGGGGAUUGUCACCAAUUGCAUCGUGGUUUUCUUUUACGCGGCACCCUUGUCCACCAUUUUUCAAGUUCUGAAGGAAAAACACACGGCUUCCAUUCACAUCCCCACCAUGAUUCUCAACACGCUCAACAGCAGCUUUUGGUGUGCCUAUGGGAUUGCCAUUAUGGAUUUUUUUGUGGCCACACCCAAUGGAAUAGGUUCUAUAUUUGGAUUCGUUCAGGUCUUUCUCUACAUGACCUUUCCACGGCAUCCCAAAAGUGCUGCUGCUGCUGCUGCUCUCCCAGGCGAGGAAACGAAAAGUGAUGACUCUGGUGCGACGCAAAAGGUGGAACUUCCCUGUACUACUAGUACCAGCAGCAAGAAUACUCUACUACCAAUCAAGUCGUGUCCAUUAGAUGUGGAAGAUGGCACUGUGGCUGCGUCAGCAUGA
Cylindrotheca closterium is the source of this 1011-nucleotide messenger RNA. NCBI's taxonomy places the organism in Eukaryota, Bacillariophyta, Bacillariophyceae, Bacillariales, Bacillariaceae. The record is from the annotation of a GenBank genome assembly.